Molecule: messenger RNA, 5149 nt
Organism: Cydia pomonella (codling moth)
Lineage: Eukaryota; Metazoa; Arthropoda; Insecta; Lepidoptera; Tortricidae
Gene: spag
Product: RNA polymerase II-associated protein 3-like
Exons: 11
Coding region: 36-1619 (527 amino acids)
Molecular function (GO): protein binding
Source: RefSeq, a predicted model, not a curated record
AAAACCCGUUCCCACCCUUAGAAGUACAGAAAAAAAUGGACAAAGCCUUUGAGAUCCAGAAGGCCUGCCGGGAUAACGUAAAAAAUCUUCAAACAUACCUCACAGACCUUAAGAACUGGGAGGCUGAAAUGAAACGUAAAGAGGCCGCUUUGAACGGCGAAUUUGAGCAGGACUUACCCCCAGUGAGGAGCAAGGCGAGGAAAGAGAAACCGAUUGUUGAAAUUAAACAGAAAGUGGAAAAACGUAUUCCCUCGUCUGACUACAAAGCUUGGGAUAAUUUUGAUGUUGACAAGGCGUGCGAGGAAGUAGACAUGGAAGAUGUGGGCCCCACGUCCCUGGACAGCAAGAAAAGCCAGCCGGCCAAGAUGGACAAGCUGCGGCAGGAAGCCCAUCAUGAGAAAGAGAGAGGCAACAGUUUCGUAAAGAUGGAGAAAUGGGAUGAGGCCAUUGCGUGCUACAAUCGCGCCAUAGAACUUGUGAAGGAUGAUGCCAUAUACUAUGCUAACAGAGGGCUGUGCUAUCUCAAGAAAGACAGUCUCCACCAAGCGGAGGCGGACUGCAGCGCGGCGCUCCGCCUCGACCCGAGCUACGUGAAGGCCUACCAGCGCCGCGCCACCGCCCGGGAGCGCCUCGGCUCCCUCCGGGCUGCCUCGCAGGACCUUAAUGAGGUCCUCAAGCUGGAACCUCACAACUCACAGGCUAGGAAGCAGAGGGAUGACCUUAUGAACAGAAUGGGAACUAAAGGGGAGGCAGCUGAAGAACUCAUGGUUGAGCUGAAAUCAAAGUCAUCCCCCAACUCCACUCCGACAAGUGAAACCAAACCUUUCCCGAAGACCGGGCAGGCGAAGAUCAUAGAACUUCAAGACGAACCAGUGAAAGAAAUCAAACCACCCAGCGAGCUGGAGAGGUGGAGGGACGGAGUCGGAGAGGGCAUCACUGUCAUCAAACCUGUCAAGAAACCGCCACAUUUGAGAUCUAAGAGGGCCCUAAAAUCCAUCCCAAUCCACGAGAUCCCCCUCGGCAAGACGGAACCCGAGAAGCCUGCGACCAGACUCCAGAUCGUCGAGCUGGAGGACCCCCGGGCCCGCGGGGACUCCAACAACAACGACGACGACGUGAAGGAGACACGGCAUAUGGACAGCGCGGGGGAUAUGAGGACCUCUGAAGUCAUGAACCAAGAAAUAACCAGUCCAGCAUCGCUGAAGCUGCGAGCAGACCUGACUGAGCAGGAAAGUCUGAAAAAAAACAUGGUGCCUCCGACCAAUAGUGUCCAGUUCAUGCAAGAGUGGAAGAUGCUCAGGGGCAACGACCGGGCCAAGUCGGAUUAUUUGAGUAUCAUAGACCCAUCCAAGAUCCCAUCGAUAUUCGACAACGCCUUAGAAAGCCCCGUGCUGUCGGAGUUCCUGCAGCUGCUGCACGGCGCCGCCGAGAAGUACGCGCAGCACUCCGUCGCCGCCUACCUGCGCGGCCUGGCCCGGGUCAAGAGGUUCUCCGCGCUGGCCAUGUUCCUAUCCAACAAGGACAAGGACACGCUCAGCAAACUCCUCGACCACUGUUAUACUGUUGAGCAUUGCUCAGACGACGACAUCGCAGAUCUGAAGAACAAAUAUGAACUUUAAGUCAAUAAACAUAAGGCCUUAGGUAGAUUGUAUUCAAUUUUAGUCCCAAUAAAUUAAUACUUUCGCUGCUAAGAUAGCUCUGUUUAUACAUGGUGGUUAUUUAGACACCUGUAAUAAUUUAUGGGCGAAUAUUUUUUUUUAUUUUGAUGAAUAGGUCAAUAUAGGUCAUAUUGAGCUACUUUUACUAUGGGACCAUCCCCGAAAAUUUACGCUCCCAUAGAAAAUGUCAAGUUCAGACCGCCGAAAUGUAUGAAACCGCUAAUUUUAUUUUCGCGAUUUCGGUGUUGGUUCGGUGUAUGGCUUAUACACCCGCUCGAGUGACUCGAAAGAUUUUAAGGGUGUAUUCCUGAACACAUUUAGAGACAAUAUCUUCAUACAAAGUUUUCUGAAAUCGGCCUUGUUUUAGAGAUAAUGACAAUUCUUAUAAAAAAUUGUUCCCGUUAUAACUCAGUGAAAAACGCCUAUUUAGCUGUGUCGACUCUAUGUGACUUGGUUUAGACAUUGGGACAGACAUUAAAGUCUUAAAAUAAACUCGAUUUUUUUUAUCUGUAAUUAAAAAAAUACUUUAAUUAUUCGUUGUAAUAUUUUUUAACACAAAGUUGUAAAAAUGAAUAACGUAUCGUGAGCAGAGAACGCAAAAAAAAAUUUCGGCAAACAAUUUUUUUUUGUCGAAUUUCGCCAAAACUCAUAUAACAUUUUUUACUCCUUAUGACCUAAGGAAUGCGUGGUUGAAAUCUUUCGGGUUAUUAACGUCCAUGGUGUAUAUUCACUCUGUAGAUUAUUGCAGGUGCCUAAAUAAACACCCUGUAUAUCCUAGAUAUUAAAAUAACAGUUCGAUUGCCCAAUCAAAAAGUCAAAUGUAAAAAUAUGAGUGCACACAUCUUACUCAAAAAUAUGUCCCAUCUUAUUCCAGUGUAAUAAGAACGUAGUACCAUAUUUAUGAGACGAUUCUCUCGAUACAUAUUUUUGCAGCUGACUGUACGAAAAAGACAGAUCGGUUAGACAAAACGGGGAAACGAAAGAGCCGUUAUAAUAUCCAGAAUAUAAAGACAAGGUUUAGAAAAUAUGAUUUUUAGCAGAAAAUUAGCUUUUGUCAUGUUUACAAAUAUUUUGACAGUUAACAUUUGUGUAUUGCCCGAGAGUUCUAAGUUCACACAUUUGACACAUGUCAACACCCGUAGAACGUAAACGCGCAUGACCCAUUGAAAUUAUAAAUAAAAUCCCGUGAUAAUAUUACGGUUUGUCAAAUACUUAAAUAUUUAUUUACAGUACAUAUGGUGCUACUUUACCGCACUAGUGCGAAAAUUAGCAUAUUACGUUACUGUGUCGAACAUUUAAAUGGCCAUAUUUACUGUAAAACGUACGAUACAAGUGCGAAUAGGUAAUUUGUAAUACCGUAAAACCACCCAACUAUAGUCCAAUACUGCAACUAUGGUCCACAAGUUCAAAAGGAAAUUAAGUAUCUAUACCAAUGUUCCUUGUGGUUUACUCCUAGUUUUACCUUCCAUUUAUAAACAUACUUUGCCUUAGAACUACAAAAAUAUAGUAAAAUACACACCUGAACGAGAAAAAUUGAGUUUAUUUGUGGACCAUAGUUGGGAGCUUUGGACUAUAGUUGGGUGGUUUUACGGUAGUGGUUUACUACUAACCGUUGUAUGGAGUGCGCACUCUUGGUCUUCUUAAUUCUCUUUGCCAUGGGCAACAGUAACUUCUUACUAUCAGACGAUUCGAAUGCUUGUUAGCAUCCGAUAUUAAAAUCCGCCAUUUUUCAUACCCAAAAACGUCACUCAUACGCCAACAUCAUUACUUAACACAUUCACUGCCAGACAAAAAACGGCGCACUACCCCAGAAACCGGUGGCCUAUAGCUGCGUACAAAACAACCCGCCCAGCGGGUUGUCCGACAUCUGAACAAAGUUCACGAGCGCCCACCAGGUGGGUUCCCGGCAGUGAAUGUGUUAAGCCAAAUGUUUAAAGUGUCCGAUAUUAUUAUCUCACUGGCCCUAGUCAAAGGCUUUCGAGUGUGAUAAACAGUGAUCGGAACUAUGGGAGUAAAACUAACAAAACUUGUUAAGCGGACAUAAAAUAGUACUUACAGCCAUAAAAAUAUUUACAUUCAUAGAUAUUCGAAUAUUUUUAAAGCUAUAAGCACUCUUUUUACGUCCGCUUGAUAAGUUUUGUUAAAGUUUUACUCCCAUAGUUCCGAUCACUGGUGAUAAAAAAUGACUGGGAAUGUGUAACGUAGACACCAGGUGAAAAACCAAUAUUAGGUAUGUGAAUAAGUCAUAUUAUUAUAAUUGUACAAUACCUGGAACGAUUCAAUUUCUUACAGAAUUUAAAGCCCAUAUAGACGGUACAUGUACUUGCAUGCGAUUUCAUUACAUUGGUUAAAUUCCGCAGCAAGCCAAAAUUUACCUUCCCAUACAAAUAUAGUUUCGUUCUCAUUUUAAAACUAGAGUUGGAUUGUAAUGAAACUUCGCACAUACAUUGACAUGAGGUAUAUGUUCCUAUAAAGCCUGUAAUUCGUUUAUAUAGCUCCAGCUUAUAAAACAAACAGGUUUUGCAUGCGAGUUCUAUAACAGUCUAAAUGCGACAUUGACAUAAUAUCUAAGGACGGGCCUUACGGGCACUAAGGGCUCCUCUACACGAUGGCCCAGCGUAGGCCAGUCCUAGGGACGCAUUUAUGCCUUAGAGGUAGCAAGUGAUAUUGCUAUCUCAUUUCACCGCAUAGCUGCGUCCCUUAGACUGGCCUACGCUGGGCCAUCGUGCCCUAAGAAUGGUGCUACUUCAGCGGUGUCACUCACGAAUUCGAACCAAUCGUGCAGUGUAACGCAACUAGUUGCGACCAAUCGCGUGAUGCGAAAUCAUCAACCAAUCACGUUGUGGCGUUAGACUGCACGAUUGGCCCGAAUUCGUGUGCGUGACACCGCUGUCACAGAAUAAAUAAAUAAUAGUACAGAAAUAACACUUCCUACAAAACCGAAGUUUGACAGCGAUUCAGGGACGAAUCUUGCUGUCCCUUUCUAAUGUAUGGCACUAUCCCUUUCGGCAAUUAGGGUUGUCAAAAUUCAAGUCAUUAAUUUGUCUGUGGUCGUGCACGCAUAGGGACGUCAAGUUGUGCCAACCCUAAUAUUGCUCGGAGCAAUGCCGAGCCAAGAAUGGCCGAAAGCAGGAGUGGUCGCCCCACUGCCGCUGUACGGGUCCCUUAUUGCCCGUAAGGCCCGUCCUUAGAUAUAUGUCAAUGAAAUGAGACCUUUAAGUUGCACAAUGAACUUUUCUGAGUAUAGAAAUUUUAUUUGUUUGUAUAUUAUUGUUAACAUUCUAAAUCGGUUUGAUAAACGAUAAAACAUUUUUUUUUUUGCCUAUGAUAAUUAAAUUAAUUAAUUUUGGUUAUGUUUUCAAAUUAUAGGUCUCAAGAUUGAUUUUAUUUAUCACACUUAAAUUUAAUUGAUAGCUGUCAUUAUUUUCUCUUUCAAUUGGUGCUUAAGUAUUUGUGUUUAGGUUGAAUUAAACGGAAUGAUUCUUUAAUAA